Molecule: messenger RNA, 2140 nt
Organism: Belonocnema kinseyi
Lineage: Eukaryota; Metazoa; Arthropoda; Insecta; Hymenoptera; Cynipidae
Product: facilitated trehalose transporter Tret1-like
Exons: 11
Coding region: 412-1998 (528 amino acids)
Biological process (GO): transmembrane transport
Cellular component (GO): membrane
Molecular function (GO): transmembrane transporter activity
Source: RefSeq, a predicted model, not a curated record
GGCUACUUGAAAAAAAUCUUUUACCUAAUAUAACAAUUGACCAUUAUUAUUAAGAAUUGUUUUCCAAGCAAAAGAUAUAUUUAAAAAUAAAAAUUGAGACUAUUAAAUACAAGCAAAUUCAAUCACAUAUUAUGAAUAAAUAAUAAAAUUUAAAUAAUAUCUCAUAUAUUUAUUCUGGAUUAAAAUUCUUUAGUUAAACUUCGCGUGAAUAAAAUAAAAAAAAAAUCAAAGUGUGCAGGAAUUUAAAAAAAAACUACAAUAUUUCUGACCGAAGGGGCCAAUCUAAAUAGUACAAAAAUGACAUUUGGCUUGAGAAAGUUGAGAGUUUAGAGUAUGAAAAAUAAUUGCACUCUAUAAAAAAGAAGAAAUUUCGUGAAUCUUUAAAUAAAAUUAAUUAUUAAUUUUUUCGAGAUGGCGAUUGGUAUCAGUGAAGAAAAUCAGUCCGUUUUGAACUACAAAGCCUUGAACGUCAAUCCUAAAAUCAAACAAAAAGAACUGCGGGAUUCUAAUGAAAAUAAUAAUAAUUAUGAUCAGCCGAUUAUUAUUAAACAAUAUUCCUCAAAUUCGAAAGGUGUUAUGGCACAGUGUCUGGUGACGGCUGCUGUAUUUAUUUUAAUGGUUGGUUGUGGAAUGCCCAUUGGUUAUAGUGCAAUACUUUUACCCCAAUUACUCGAAAGUAAUGGGACACUUCAUAUUAAUUCUGAAACUGGAUCUUGGAUAGCUUCCGUUCACAGUUUAGCAACACCGAUUGGGGCUUUAGUUUCUGGACCUCUUAUGGAUUUUAUUGGUAGAAGAGGGUGUCUCCAAUUGGCGUCAAUUCCUCUUUGUUCAGGCUGGAUAGUUAUGGGUCUUUCAAAAUAUAUUCAAUACGUGUUCGUGGGCAGAAUUCUGUCCGGAUUUGCUGUCGGAUUGACCGCUGUUCCUGCUCAGGUGAUAUUAGGUGAAAUGUCAGAUCCAGGACUUCGAGGAAUGUUAGUAGGUGGAACAAUAGCUGCAUAUUGUGCAGGAAUCCUGUUAGUUUAUUUUUUGGGUGCUAUUUUGCCAUGGGACAUUGUUGCUUUUUAUGGGACGAUUCCAUCAAUUUUGGGACUUGCUGCACUAUGUUUAGUUCAUGAAAGUCCCGCCUGGUUGAUGAGGCAAAAAAAGGGAGUAGCUGCCAGGAAAGCUUUAUUUUGGUUAAGAGGUGGAGACAAGGCUCAGGUGAGCAGAGAGGCGGAAAUUUUGGAAGCGAGAGCCAAUUCGGAUCUUGCCCGAAAGACGGUGAACUCAUCCAUCAGUCAUCAAAUUAUUUCAGUCUUUUCCAAGAUAUUAAAUCCUAGUGUUAUGAAACCAUUGAUUAUUAUCAAUGUCUUCAACGUUCUUCAGCUUCUCAGUGGAACUUAUGUUAUUGUAUUUUAUGGGGUUGAUCUCAUUAAACACAUAGGGGGAAGCAGUGUCGAUAAUUAUUUUUUGGCUGUUUUACUGGCUGUUAUGAGGUUUGUAUUUUCCCUCUGCGCUUGUUUUUUGUUGUUAAAAGUGGGCCGAAGAACUCUGGGUCUCCUUUCCGGUUUGGGGACAGGUUUAUCAUCCUUGACCUUGGCUAGUUACUUAUUGCUUCGAAAAGGAGUCUCUUAUUACGAUAUUUACAUAAUUGGUGCCUGCCUUUUAAUCUACGUAGCUGCAAACACAGUCGGUUUUAUGUGUUUACCUGGUAUCAUGGUAGGUGAAUUGCUACCACAAAGAGCCAGAGGAUUAGGAGGUGGCUUCAUAUUCUUUUUGUUUCACGUAAUACUUUUCGGAGUAACCAAAUAUUAUCCAAUGGUGACGGAAUCAGUUGGAAUACCUGGAAUUUUCCUUAUCUUUGGUAAUUUUGCAUUAAUGAAUGUUGUCUUUAUCUACUUCUCUUUACCUGAAACUAAAGACCGGACGCUUCAGGAAAUUGAAGAUUACUUCCAAGAGGAAAAUUUAUUUUGGAUGACAAGAAAAGAAGAACGUAAACAAGCUGAACCACUAAUCUGAUGAUUCAUGAUGAUAUAAUGAAACAAUUACUGCCAAAGUUUGAAAGAAUUAAGGUUUCAAAAAAUUUCUUUCGAAUUCGGAUAUUUUUUAAUAUCCCCUUCGAAAAUAUAAAUAUCAGGGGUAUAAAAUAACUAAAAAUCUG